CUGAGCAGCUUUUCUUUUCUUGGACUCAUGAUCUUCAUCAGAACCUUUUGCUUUAAUGGGAUGUGUGCUGUGUCUUAUUAUCUGAUCAGACCACUUCCUCUGCGCACGCAUGCACGCAGGCAGGCAGGCUGAAAGAUCCUUGUAAAAAAGAGUCACAGCACCAUGGAUUAUCUCCAAAAGAGGAAUCUAACUUUUUUCACCAUUGGCCUAAUAUUCAUGUUAAGCGGCAUAGAAUACGCUGUCAUUCUGCCCACAAUAUGGCGCUAUCUCCAGAUCCUGGAGGCGCCGCCGUAUUUCUUGGGUCUGGGUCUGUCCGCUUUCAGUCUGAGCGGCCUACUCACCGGACCGCUCUUUGGCUGCUGGUCGGAUCGCAGCGGAAGCACCAAGUCCAUUAUUCUGUUCUCUAAUCUUUUCGAGAUCGCCGGUAACUUCAUGUAUUUUGUGGGCUAUUCCAAGUGGCUUUUAGUAGGCAGUCGUCUUGUCACAGGUGUCGGCGCGGGAGCGGGAUCAUCCAUCUUCGGUUUCCUGACUCAAAGCACCCGGCCGGAGGAACGGGCCGGUGUUUUUGCGGCUGUUAUGGCCUGUCGACAAGCUGGCCUACUUGUGGGGCCGGCGUUCAACCUGUUUCUGCGGCUGUGUAAUUUCAAACUCGGAGCCUUUGUUGUCAACAAGUUUACAUCUCCCGGGAUCUUCAUGUGCUUGUUGUGGUCGCUGCUCCAGUUUGUGGUCAUGGCUAUGUACUGGGACUUACCUCCCAUCGACGCCGCGGAAGGGGCCGUCGCCAUGACGGAGCUGAAAGCCGAGGCAGACGAGGACGAGGAAGACGAACCGCUGAUCGGGUCGGAAGGAAACCGGGCAAACGCCUACAAAGCCCUCGACUCGGACGCCUCCUCCGUUGGAUCUGAAGCGUUCGAUAACUACAGCGUCAGUCGGGAGUUCCUGAGGGAGGAGGUGAUUGUUCUUCUCACGGCUCAGUUCAUCACUCUCUUCAAUCAGACGGCGCUGGAGACCAUGGUGACACCUCUGACGCAGCGCUACUUCGGCUUCGACGAGUUGGGCAACAGCGUGAUGUACAGCCUGUGCGGUGUGGAAGUCAUCCUGGGCUUCCUCUUCGUUCGCUGGCUGAGCGGCAAGAUGGCCGACCGCGCCGUGCUGAUCGCGGGCCUGCUGAUCUGUUGCGCCGCCUGCGUCUGGUCCCUGGUCUUUCUCUGCGACCUCCGAGGUAGCUACGAGUGGAAACUGUCGGCCUUUGUUAUCGGUGUCUUCCUUCAGCUGUUGGGGCUCCCCUUUGUGGCAGUAUCUCAGGUGUCUCUCUUCUCCAAAGUCACGGCGGAGAAAACGCAAGGAUUCAGCCAAGGAAUACGACGAUCGGUAGGAGGCCUCGCUACCAUCAUGGGUCCUUUGUGGGCCGGAGGCUUGACCAAUCAUUUAUACAUCAUGAUUGGCAUGAUGCUAGCACUCCUUUUGAUGGUCACAGUGAUGACGGCGUUGUCGUACGGCCGCUUAACUCAGCCACGUGUAUGGCGCUGCGCACGAAGCUCGGACAAUGGCGGAUAACAGACGUUCAUUUCGGGGAGGAGGAUCCGUGCACGCCCAAAGACUGGAAAAGACUGUGACCAACAGAACAGUCGUCAAUAGUGGAAAAACUGAACUGAAAUGCAAUUUUCAGGUGUUAUUAUUUGACUUCGGUGUUUUAUUUUCCUUGUUCCAUAUUUUUCUUUUUCAUUGUAUUUUACACAUUGACACAAGAAACACAAGAUAACUUUUCAACCUUUAUAAAAUAUUUUUAUAACAUUUGUGAAAAUAUGUCGAAUGACAAUUAGUUGAAUGACACAUCUUUUAUAUCUUGAGGGGGUCUGUAUCGCUUUCACUGGCACUAAUUAACUUUGAGGAGGUGGCAGGAACCCUGCACACACACAAAAAAACCUACAAAUGUGCUGACUGCUUUACAGCAUACGUCACUUCCAUAAGCGGAUUUUAAGGGGGGCUAGGGGGACCAGGCCCUCCCUGGUGGCCGACAAGUGUCAUUGCAUAUAUUUGACUUUCCUAUAUAUAUAUAUAUAUAUAUAAAAGUUGUAAAGCAAUAAAACUUAAUGAAAGAACAACAAAACAACAAAAAUGAAAGAAAUGAAAUGAACAAAAAAAUAUAUUUUCAUAAUGAGUUGAAAUUAUUUUUCAAACAGAUCAUGUGACAAGCAACUUAGACGAUCAUUUGCUUUGCAUAAAAUUCCCCCCCCCCCCCCCCCCCAAAAAAAAAUAGGGGAGGGCAAUUUUAUUUUUCAAAUGAUUUUUUUCUUUGAUUGAAUUUUUUUAUUUUGGGGGGGGGGUUAAAUGAUUUAGACACAAAUGUCCUACCCAUAAUAUGGCCCAAACACAAAAAGGAUUGCAUCAAUUAAAGAAAGGUUUUUCAAUGAAAAAUUAAGUGUUUGAAACUUUAAAUGCAAAUUUCAAUUCUAAAAUAUUUGUUCGCAUUCAAAAACUUUUUCCAUGAUUGAAAUUUUUAACUUUUUUUUUUUGAUUGAAGUGAUUUUUCUUUUUGAAAAUAUAUAUUUUUUGAAACAACUCAUUUUUUGAUUGAAAAAUAAAGAAAAAAAUGACAAAAGAAAAAUAGCUUUCACAUGCAUUUUUUCAGUUCCAAAUUUAUUUUUGCAUUCAAACACAUUUGAUUUGAUUGAAGCGACUUUUUUUUUGACUGAAUAAUAAAGACACAAAUCUACCUCCAUAUGACUCCGCCCAGGGGAUACCAUUUUUGACACCGGCGAGCGUACCAUAUUCAAUGGAUGACGAUCUUGGCGAAAAGUAUUGCCUAAGCAGCCUGAUUUAGAAUUCCUCUCAAGAAUGAUGGAAAACAAAUAACGCUCAUUGUCAACUUAUUAUUAUAAAUAUUCUUGUAAGUUAAUUUUUAUUGCUGACACUGCGUUUCGGGGUCAUCAACAGGUUGUGCCCCCCUUCCCCAAAAGUCAAACUCCGCCUAUGGUCACUUCCAGUGUUGGGAAAGUUCAUUUUCUACAUGAACUAGUUCAAAUUGCAGUUGACAAAUUUUAAAAUGAACUGUUCAGUUCAUAGUUCAUAAUUCAAAAUUUUGAACUAAAGUUCAUGGUUCCAAAAAAUGAACUUUUGUAGUUCAGUUCUUUUUGUUCGCCAAAAAUUUUUGCAAGCUAUUAUUGGCAGUGUCCAUAUAGAACCACAGACAGCAAUUCAUGUAUCCUUUUUAACACUGAAACUAUGUGUCAGAUUCAUCUUCAUAUUCAAUUUCAAAUCCUUGUCCAACCAGGGUUUACACUAGCAGUGAAGGGGCAGCCUUCAGACUACUGGGAUUUCCAUAAUGCUUUGCUGCCACUCAUUCAGUCCACACAUUAGCAGCUCUACAGCUUUUAUCUACAGUAUAUUUUCAUGAGCAUAAGCAAAACCUUGCUGUAUACUGCAGAACUAGGUUGUCUAGCUGCGGCUGGGAGAGACAGAAAACGGGGCCACUCUGGUAUGCUGUUAGCGGUAUUUGGGUGGCAGAGGUACUGCUCUGGCCAACCGUUGCCGUCUCUUUCUUAAUCGCACAUGCUCGCAGUCGCAGAUACCUAGCAAGGCUUGUCGCAUGCUUUAUAUCGAUGUGCCGUUUAAGGUUG
Messenger RNA from Corythoichthys intestinalis (scribbled pipefish), 3620 nucleotides. RefSeq names its product major facilitator superfamily domain containing 8-like 2 (gene mfsd8l2). The coding region runs from base 163 to 1557 and encodes 464 amino acids. NCBI's taxonomy places the organism in Eukaryota, Metazoa, Chordata, Actinopteri, Syngnathiformes, Syngnathidae. The transcript has 11 exons. The record is from RefSeq and is a predicted model, not a curated record. Gene Ontology annotation, molecular function: transmembrane transporter activity. Gene Ontology annotation, biological process: transmembrane transport.